UAGAUCCCUCUCCCUCUCCGGAGGAUCCAGAAGGAGGAGCUGAGCUUUUCCAUCUCACAGUCACAGAAGUCUAACCUCCACCCUGGGGUGCUGUCCUGUGUCAGGAUGAAGGUGUGCUUGCAGGUCACUUCCCACCUCUAGGACAGGUACACUGCAGUUUGCUAUGGGAUGGACCAGGAAGAGGAGAACAAAUGCGUAUCCCAGCUUCAAGAGGUAUUUAACAGCUGUGACACCACAGGGACUGGGUACUUGGACAAAGAAGAGCUGACCGAACUGUGUCACAAACUACACCUAGACGCGCACUUACCCCUGCUCCUCCAGACUCUCCUGGGAAAUGAUGUCUUUGCAAGGGUUAAUUUUGAUGAGUUUAAGGAAGGCUUUGUGGCUGUCCUGUCUUCUACAAUUGACAUCAGCAUUUCAGAAGAUGAAAGUAGUUACAUGGAACCAGUUAUUCCAGAUGAAGUGAAACCAAAGUUUGUUAAAGGUUCUAAGAGGUAUGGUCGACGCACACAACCAGAACUCGAGGCUGCUGAAAACGAGACCAAUAAGUAUAUAAAGGAGCAGAACCAUGUGAAAAGCAAGAGGAAAAGUCAGCUGAGGAGGUCAUCAUCCCUGGAGAGCGUGGAGAGCCUGAAAUCUGAUGAAGAAGCUGGGAUAGCCAAAGAAUCACAGAAUGACUUUGAAGGUCAAGGUCAGCUGGGGGUGUGGGACUCGGAGUUCCUUGUCCAUUCUGGAAGACAUACGAAUAGGUGCUUUGAAAUGACAGAACACCAGGUACGGGCGAUCUGGGAGCAGCUUGGCGUUGGCCACAAUGGUUACCUCAACCAGCUGGAGCUUGCAACCGUGUGUAAGAACAUUGGACUCGAAGACCUCACUAAGGAGGACAUUGAAGACUUGUUCAACAAGCUAGACCAGGAUGGGGAUGGCAAAGUUAGCUUUGAGGAGUUCCAUUUGGGCUUGUGCAGCCAUGCUCCCCUGCCUAUCUCCUCCACACCCCUGAGGCAAAAACGACCAUUGACAUUUUGUCAGCCUACGGAAGAUGGUAGUCGCAGGACAGCCACACCAUCUCUGCUGUCCAAUAUUGGAGGCAUCCAUCUUUUCUCCAGUACUGAUGAUGGAACUGGGUUUGGAAAUCCUGAGCAGAUUGUUAUCAUCUGGGAGGAAGAAGGAAUAGAAGACAGUAAAGAUAUUUUAAUGAGCCUUGAUUUUAAUCUGGAAGAGCAGGUCAACCUUCUGGACCUCACAACUGCCUUAGACAACGAGUUAAUUGCCACAAAAAACCCAAUCCACCUGGCAGCCCUGGCAUCUUAUAAGCAUGAGCUACAGUACCAACAUGGCCAGAUUGAUCAAGUGACCAAAGAGCGAGACAAAAUUAAGCAGGACCUGGAGAAGGCAGAGAAGCGGAACCUGCAGCUGGCAGAGGAGGUGGACGAUCACAACAGUGUCAUGGAACAGCUGAACGAAAGCAAAAUCAGGGACCUGGAGCAGGAAUACAGACAGAAACUAACAACAAUUCGUUCCGAGCUGGAGAAAGAGAGGGAUCAGGUCCUGCAGAACACCGACCAGGAAAUGACCAAGAUGGAGGCUGACUUGGCCAAAUAUCAGACGGAGGAGGCCUUUCUGAGAGAUAAGCUGAACUUGUCAAUAAAGGAGAAUAGCAGAUUACAAAAGGAAAUGAACGAAAUUGUCGGAAAACUAUCUGAGUCUGAGAGCCAGGUAGUACAGCUACAGGCCACGGUAGAACACAUUCAAAAAGAAAAGGGAGUGGCAUAUUCUCAUGGUCCAGAUCUGUUGAUUCAGGAGGAGAGAUUUGCAGAGAUUAUCAAGGAAUAUGAAGUCCAGUGCAGAGAACUGCGUGAUCGUAACGACGAACUCCUAAUUCAGCUGGAAACACUGCGCUCACAGUACAGCGAAACUAAAUAUUCACGUCUUUUGGCCAAAAUGAAGGAUAACAAACUCCUGCAUCAUAAGGCAAAAGAGAAAAUCAAUCUCAACAAUGGUUCUGCUGGAAAAAAGUCCCUGUCUACCAAACUAAGGAGAAGUUCAUCAGCUGCCGGGGUAAAUGUGACUGUUGAAUCUGAGUCUAGUCCAAUGAAUAUGGAAACAGAACUGACAAAGCACCAGCUAAAAGAACAACAGCAAGAAAUCCAGGAUCUCAAAAUCCAACUGGAAACCAAGGUCAAUUAUUAUGAGAGGGAGGUUGCAUUGAUGAAAUCUAAUUUUGAGAAAGAGAGAAGGGACACGGAGCAGAGCUUCAAGAUAGAGAUCAGUGAGCUGGAGGAACAGAAGGCUGACCUUGAGGAACUAAAUGCAAAAUACCAGGAGGUCAUCGAUGGCAUGAAAGAGCAGCUCCAAAAAUCUGCUCACAUCCAGGACAUGGAGAAGAGGUUUGAAAAAGAGAGAGCUGAAAUGGAACAGUAUUACGCCAAAGAAAUCUCUACACUGGGCAAAAGGCUCACCAGUGAGAAAGAUCAGCUAGAGGAAGAGCUAAAGAGAGCCCACCAGCAUGAACUACAGGCAAUGAGGGGUCAGGCAGAAGAACAACUGAAACAGAGGUUGGCAGAAAUUGAAGCUCAGUAUGCUGAAUAUUGCCAAAGCAUAGUGCAGCAGCACCACUGCGAAAAGGAGGAGACCCUGCGCAAACACGAAGAGGAUAAAAAGGCACUGAGACGAGAACACGUCAUGGAGAGAUCUCAGUGGGAAGAGAGAGAGAGGGCUUUAAUGGUGCGCUGGAAAAAAGAGCAGCUUAAGCUAGAAGAGAAGCACAAUGAGGAACAGGCGCUUAUCUGUAAAACCUUUGCCGUGGAGAAGGAACAGAUUGAAGACCAGUACAGAACACGCAUUCAUCAGCUGAACGAGGAAAUUCAGAGCUUGCACGUAGGUUUUAUGGAACACAAAAGGUGUCCAUGCACCGUAGGCAAGCAUGAACUGUUGAACAGGCAUUCUGAUGUUUUAGAAGAAAGCCUGAUCGGUCUAAACCAGCAGCCAUUUUCAGUGUCUGGGUUUUAUAUGGGGACAGGUGAGGCCAACGUUUGUAAAAUAGACCAAGAUGAAAUAAAUACGCCUAAAAUGGUUGGCACAGGCAGUUUGGUAGAAAAUAAAGAUGAGCUUGUACAGAUGGAAAUUAAACAGAUCAAAUCCCAGCAUCUUCAGUACCAGCAGCUUUUAUGCUCUUUGAAGGCAGCAGAAGAAAGGGAAGCUUUGUUAGAAAAGGCAGAAACAAAUGCUUUGAUAAAGAUUGAAGAGAUGGAGAAGGUAGUAUCUUCUCUAAGAGCGCAGCUGCAGGAUGAAACAAAGGGUAAAAAGGUGCUUCUGGGAGAACAGAAUCGGCUAGAAGAGGAAAGAGAUCUAUUAGUAAGCCAAGUGAAAGCUAAAGAGGAAGAAUGUCUUCUGCCCAAGGAAAAGGAAAAAGAGCUUCUGUCUAAAAUACAAGAAAGUAAUGACACUGUUGAAAAACUACGUUCAAGCCUCCAAGAGCUUAUAAGCGAUAAGGAAGAACUCCAAAAACAGGUUGCAGGUUUGCCAGGCCUGGUUGAAGAACUUGAACAGAAGAAGGCAACCAUGGCUCAGAUGGAACAGGCUUGCAAACAGUCAAGUGAGCUACAAAAUGUGUGCCUAUCUCUACAAGAUGUAGAGGAAACACACCUGGUGGAGGAACUUAUUAAUCGAAAUGUGCUGCUGUCUCAGGAGGUGAGAAAGAAGGAAGAGGAGAUAAGCAUCCUCCAGAGUGAAAUCAGAGAAGCAUCUGGCAAACUCCAGCAGAUGGAAGAAGAGGCAACUAACAAGGUCCAAUAUGCCAUGGAAGAGCUAGAGAAGGAGAAAAGCUAUACAAGAGACAAACUUUUCAAGCUAGAAGACUUAGUGCGGGAAAUAGAAACCAGCGCAAGUCUGGAUAACAGGAUGGAGCUGUGCCGACUCUCUGAGGACAACAGCUUAUUGAGGAAAAAACUAGAACCAUUGCAGCAAAAAGUGUCUGACUUGGAAGAACUAAAUACAAUGACCAGGAUACAAGUAGAAGAAUUAAAGAGAGAGAAAGAGAAGCUGCACAGUGAUACACAAGAGCUGACCAAGCAGAAUGAGCAAUACCAGGAUGAGCUGUCUCAAUUGAGUACGCAAAGUCUGCAGCUGAAUGGCACCCUGUCGGAUCUGAAAGCGCAGAACGUGGAUAAGGAGGAGACCAUCCAACAGCUAAACAUCCAACUGCAGGAGGUGGAGCAGCGGCAUAAAGAGGCGGCUGCCACCAUAGAACAAAUGCAGGAAGCACUCAAUGGUUUAGAGCAAGAGCGGCUGCAGAGACUUGGAGCAUGGCAGAGCGAGAGACAACACCUAGAACAGGAGCUUCACAUGGCCAAAGCUGAGAACGAGAAGUACCGGGAUGAGCUGUCUCAGCUGAAUGGAACCCUGUCUCAUCUGAGUGCCCAGAAUUUGGGUAAAGAGGAGGCCAUCCAGAGGCUAAAUAGCGAAGUUCGGGUAAAGACCCAGCAGCAGAAAGAAGUGGCUGCCACCACAGAACAACUACGGGAAAUGCUCAGUGCUUUGGAGGAAGAGAAGCUGCAGAGACUCACGGCAUGGCAAAACGAGAGACAAAACCUGGAACAGGAGCUGCGUGUGGCCAAAGCGGAGAGUGAGAAAUAUAGCGCUGAGCUGUCUCAAUUGAAUACACAGUCUCUCCAGCUUAACGGCUCCCUGUCUGAUUUGAGCGCCCAGAAUGUGGGUAAGGAGGAGACCAUCCGGUCGCUAAACGCCCAACUAAAGGAGGUGGCGCGGCAGCAGCAAGAAGCGACUGCAACCAUAGAUCAGCUGCGGGAAGCGCUCAGUGCUUUGGAGGAAGAGAAGCUGCAGAGACUCACAGCGUGGCAAAGCGAAAGACGGCAGCUAGAACAGGAGCUGGACAUUUCAAAAGAAAAGCUCUUGGCUAUGGGGGCUCUUCAGCAAGAUGUUUCAUCACUAAAGCAAGCAAAGCAGGCUCUGGAAGAGGAAUGUCAACGAGUGACCAAAGAACUUAAAGAAAGCGCACACAAGGUAAUAGAAAUAACGGAAGUGGAGUCUGACUUGAAACGCGCACUUGGUGAAUGUCAGGACCUGAGGAGAAUCCAAGCCCAGCUCAGAGAGGCACUGGAUGACUCCCAGGACAAGGUUCUUGAAGCCAAUACGAAGCUAAUGCUUGCGCAGUCCCAGCACAUGAGAGAGGUCCAGCAAUUGAAAGAACAAGUCAGUGCUUCUGUGCCAAAGGACCAGCUGUCUCAGACACAGAACAGAUUGUUGGAAGAACAGCAAAUAGUCCAGCAGAUGCAGGAGAAGCUGAGAUUCCAUGCUGAGCAGGCAAACAGGCAACUGGCCAUGCAGCAGGAAGCCCAUGAGAAGCUUUUGAGAAAGAUGGAAGAUCGGAUGGAAAAUGUUGAAAUGAACUUAAAGAACGUGCGGAUGAUUCUUCAAGACAAGGUCAACCAGCUAAAGGAGCAGCUGGAAAAAAAUGCAAAAUCGGAUCUGCUGUUGAAGGAUCUCUAUGUAGAGAAUGCACAUCUGAUGAAGGCUCUUCAAGUUACUGAGGAGAGGCAGAAGAGUGCAGAAAAGAAAAACUACCUCCUAGUAGAAAAGAUUGCGGCUCUCAACAACGCCAUUAGGAAAAUCACACCAGCAUCCUUGGGUGUUUGACAUUUGCACCAGGAUUUUUCCUUAAUGUUGCACUACGGACUAGAAAAUGGAUGAAAAUAGGAGCAGAGAUGUAAUGAAAUCUUAAUCUGUGCAGCCAGUUAUGAGAGUGAAUAUUUUUAUAUUUUUAUUUUUUUUUAAUUCACGUGCCCGGUUUGGAUCUUCUCCUCUUUGGAUCAGCCACCUGAAAUGUUUUAAUACCGAGUAAAAUCGGUAUAUGGAAACUUAACAUGCACCAAUGGCUGUCGUGCAGCUUGAUAUACGGAAUCUCUGAUGUACACGUUGUCAGAGAACGAUCUUAUCCCUUCUCCCACCAAUAAAAAUUAUUUUAUAUUUUUUUUUUGGAAGCAUGAAAUUGGUUUCUAACAAUUACUGUCAGGUUUUAUCUUAAGAAUUUGAUAUUUUGUAGACAGAUAUAGUUUUCCUGUUCAAAUAUAUUGCUGAAAUUGUCUCUGUUUUGUAGAUAAUCCGGUUCUUAUUGUGUCUCUGAAUUCUCCAGAAUCGGUUAAUGACGAUUAGAACGUUAGUGUUGAAUAUAGUGAAAAGGCUCUUAAAAAUAAGCAAUUUUGGUUCUUAGAUUGUGAAGUGGAUUUAUCACCAUGGCAGCACUGUUCUGGUGAGUGUGCCAUUUCAUCACUAUGGAGGGAAGACCACUUUUCAAACAUUGUACCAUG
Spea bombifrons (plains spadefoot toad) is the source of this 6326-nucleotide messenger RNA. RefSeq names its product ninein like (gene NINL). Bases 169 to 5655 code for a protein of 1828 amino acids. Gene Ontology annotation, biological process: microtubule anchoring at centrosome. Gene Ontology annotation, molecular function: calcium ion binding. The record is from RefSeq and is a predicted model, not a curated record. Lineage: Eukaryota; Metazoa; Chordata; Amphibia; Anura; Pelobatidae. Gene Ontology annotation, cellular component: centrosome. The transcript is spliced from 28 exons.